UUUGAUUUUGAUGUUGGUUCUCUUGGUUGGUUCCUUGUUGGUUGGUUCUGGUUCCAUGCAAGUUGAACGUCAACAAACACCAUGUGCUUGAGCUUUUAUUUGCAUCCAAUUUAAUCGCUAUAAUGUCUUAUAUUCUUAUCGUUUGAUUAAAAUAACUGUGCAGACCAUGGAGCUAAGCAAGUACAACAUAAUCGGUGUCAACAAGAGACCACUCGUGGCCAGUUCGCCCGAGAAAGCGAACAAAAAGUUCAAGUUUCCAAACGCCGUCCAGCAGCAGGUGUCUCAAAACGACCAGCCGGGACAGUCUUGGGAAAGUUAUCAGAAGAUUAGACAGGCGUUACCAAUCUUUAAGUCAAGAGCAAAAAUCAUCAACUCAAUUCGUAACAACCAAACAACAAUUUUGAUUGGAGAAACAGCCUGCGGCAAAACUACUCAAGUUCCUCAAUUCAUUUUAGAAAGUGGUGUGCACAAGUCCAAAGUGAUUGCCAUUACUCAGCCUCGCAGAGUUGCUGCAAUCACUGUUGCGCAGAGGGUGGCUGCAGAACGAGGUUGCUCCAUUGGGGAACAAGUAGGCUAUGCUGUGAGAUUCGAAGAUGUCACGAGCAACACAACUAAAAUCAAAUUUAUGACUGACGGCCUCCUACUUCGUGAAGCAAUGCUUGAUCCUCUUCUGCUAAACUACAAUGUUAUUGUCCUGGACGAGGCUCACGAAAGGUCAAUUUCAACUGACAUUUUAUUUGGAAUUGUCAAAUCGGCCCAGCGGAGAAGAGAAAAGCAAGGAGUACCUUUAAAGAUUGUAGUCAUGUCAGCUACAAUGGAUGUUGAUCACAUGAGGGAAUACUUCUCAUCAAAGCCACAGAAGUUUGUGCCUGUCGUGUGGAUCGAGGGUCGUGUGCAUGAUGUCGAAAUCAAGCACUUGACCAAACCUCAUGAAGACUAUGCUGCAGCUUGUCUCAGUACUCUGUUCUUAAUCAUUCAAAAGACAGCUCCUGCUAGCGAGGGAGUUCUUAUUUUUUUAACUGGACAGGAGGAAAUUGAGGAUAUGGCUGCAACAAUUCCAAAAAUUGCAAAGGAAUUUGGAGGUCCUCCAAUUGUUGUUUUGCCCCUUUAUGCAGCAUUGCCUCAAGAACAGCAAGUGCGUGCAUUUAAGCCUGUUGAAAAAGGCACUAGAAAAGUAGUUUUGGCCACCAACAUUGCUGAAACCUCAGUUACUAUAUCGGACGUACGACAUGUAAUAGACUCGGGAAUGGUCAAAGCCAGAACCCACUUUGUUGGAACUGGAUUGGAUGUUUUAAAAGUUCAAAGAGUAGCCCAAGACCAAGCAUGGCAAAGAACAGGCAGAGCUGGCCGAGAAGCAUCUGGCACUUGCUUCAGGUGUUUCACAAAAGAGGAAUUUGCCAAGCUUCCUCCAUCAACAGUGCCAGAAAUUCUCCGCAUUAACCUAACCUCGGUAAUCUUGCAACUUCUUACAAUCGGUAUCAAAAAAAUUGCUGAUUUUGAUUUCUUGGAUAAGCCUAAACCCGAGGCUCUGCAAACUGCAAUCCAGCAGCUUAAGGCCCUUGGUGGAGUACAAGAAAAUGGAAAUGAACUAGAAAUCACACAAUUGGGCAAGAAAAUGUCUAAUUUUCCAAUCGAGGCUCCAUAUGCUAGAAUAUUGAUAGCCUCUGAUGAAUUGCAAUGCAGGGAUGAAAUUAUUACACUAGUGGCACUACUCUCUGGGGAAGGAGUCAUUCAGUCUUCUUCUAGCAACAGAAACGAAGCUCUGGUUGCCCAAACAAAAUUCCACUCUGAAUUUGGUGAUCACGAGACAUUGCUGAAUAUUUAUCAAGCAUAUAUUGCAGCAAAGAACAAAAAGAUUUUCUGUAAAGAAAAUCAUCUGAGUCUCCGAUCAUUAAGCCAUGCUACCCUCGUGAAGGAGCAGCUGACGGACCUGUGCAAGAAAGCAGGCAUUGGGCAGAGCAGUUGCGGCAAAGACCUUUCCUUGGUUAGAAAGUGUUUGAUCUUCGGACUCGUCAACAACUUGGCCACUCAUGCUAGGGACAAGCUGUACAUAACGGUGGCAAACCGUCAAUUCGUGUCCCUUCACCCGUCAAGCGUUCUUUUCGAAUCGUCAAAGCCUCCGAGCUGUGUGCUCUUUUCCGAGUUGGUCCACACCGGCCGGUCGUACAUGAGAAAUGUUAGCGUGAUCGAUGCAGAAUGGGCGAUUGAAGUUCAUCCGCCGCUCCGACAACGCCUUAACACUACCAGCAGUCUCAUCAAAUAAAAAAGUUACCAUCUAACGAUUUUUGAAACUAAAAUUCUAAAGUAUUUUAAAUUAUCCAAUAAAUACGAAGGAAAUAUUUUGUUAGUAGUACAUAUUGAGAGAAAGAAUGUUAGUGGAUAAAGUUAAAAAACAUUGACAUUUCUUUUCGCAAAUUUAUCAUUUAUUGUACAUUCAAAUUUUAAAAUUUGAGUAAAUACAAAACAUAAAUUCACCGUUUACAAUUAUUACAAAUCAUUUCAUUAGAUUUAGAAUCGCAAGAUGUAAUGAACUAAAAAAAGCAAUCAAAGAGUUUAUUUUAAAAAGUGUAAUUAAUAUUU
Molecule: messenger RNA, 2580 nt
Organism: Neocloeon triangulifer
Lineage: Eukaryota; Metazoa; Arthropoda; Insecta; Ephemeroptera; Baetidae
Gene: ath
Product: ATP-dependent RNA helicase DHX33
Exons: 13
Coding region: 167-2263 (698 amino acids)
Biological process (GO): positive regulation of transcription by RNA polymerase I
Cellular component (GO): nucleolus; intracellular anatomical structure
Molecular function (GO): RNA binding; helicase activity; ATP binding
Source: RefSeq, a predicted model, not a curated record